This is a messenger RNA of Dunckerocampus dactyliophorus (ringed pipefish), 3006 nucleotides long. It is a transcript of the gene asb1, whose product is annotated as ankyrin repeat and SOCS box containing 1. The transcript has 5 exons. Gene Ontology annotation, biological process: protein ubiquitination; intracellular signal transduction. Gene Ontology annotation, cellular component: ubiquitin ligase complex. Gene Ontology annotation, molecular function: protein binding. Bases 141 to 1190 code for a protein of 349 amino acids. The record is from RefSeq and is a predicted model, not a curated record. Lineage: Eukaryota; Metazoa; Chordata; Actinopteri; Syngnathiformes; Syngnathidae.
UCCGGAAGUAACUCACUGAGCUCCUCUGACACUCGUUCAUGUUGUUAAAUGAGUUUUCAUGUUUCCUGUCUCAUUUUUAGCUUCCUGUUUAGACCAUCCACCCUCUAAUUAGACUUGGAGGUCUUCUCCACAGCAUAAAGAUGGCCGAGGGUGCCGAGGCUGAUGUUGACGAGCCGUCUCGUUGUUUGUUGCCUGUCAUUACUGUCUCAGAUCUGCCCAGUGCGACUGCAGCAGGUCGUAACCUCAAAGAAUGGCUCCAGGAGCAGUUCUGUGACAAACCUCUGGAGCAGGAUGACAUGCGACUUCACAAUGCAGCCUAUGUGGGGGAUCUGGACACCCUGAGGAACCUACUACAGGAAGAUGGCUUCAGAGAGCGUAUCAAUGAGAAAUCUGUUUGGUGUUGUGGCUGUCUGCCCUGCACCCCGCUGCGGAUUGCAGCCACAGCAGGGCACGUAACCUGCGUGGCUUACCUUAUAGCUCAAGGGGCUGAGGUGGACCUCGUCGAUGUCAAAGGCCAAACAGCGUUGUAUGUCGCUGUGGUUAACGGUCACCUGGACUGUGUACGCGUCCUCCUUGAGGCUGGAGCCAACCCCAACGGGAGCCGUCACCACCGCAGUACACCACUUUACCAUGCUGUACGUGUUGGUCGGCUGGAUGUACUUCAGGAACUCAUCCGGUUUAAUGCUGACGUUGAUAUGGAUCAUCAGCUGGGUCCUCGGCUUCCCCUAUGUGCCCGCACCCUCAGCACUUUGGUGGUGUGUCCGCUGUACAUCAGCGCUGCCUACCACCACCUGCACUGCUUCCGGGCUCUGCUGGAGGCUGGUGCUCAGCCUGACUUCAACUACUCAGGGCCUGUUUGUCACGAUGCUCUGACUCGCGGCCUGGCCUCCUGCCUUCUGGAUGCCGUGCUACGACAUGGAUGCGAGGUGGCUUUUGUCCAACUGCUGCUGGACCACGGGGCCAACCCAGCCUAUGUACCCUGGGAUGAGGCUGAGAUGGAGGCUCCCAACCGGAGAAAGGUCGAUCCAGAAGCCCUUAGGGUCUUCCUGGAAGCGAGGAAAUGCCCCUGCAGGUUGACCCACCUGUGUCGCAUCAGGAUACGCCGAGUCCUGGGGAAAAAACGUCUGCAGCAUAUACCAUCACUGCCACUUCCUCAACCCAUCAAGAACUUCCUGCUUCAUCAGAACUAACAGCCCCGCCUCUUCACAUUCACUUUCUUAAACCACAGCAUUGUGGUUCUGGUGGACCCAAUUUAUUGAAAAUUAAUUAUUAUAUUUUUCAAGUUAGUUCCACCAAGCUUUUGCUCUCCCUGUCAGGGUCUUAUUGUUUUCUUUUAGUAACUGGGGCGGCAUUGCUCAGGUGGUAGCGUAGUCGUCUUCCAACCUGAAGGUUGCAGGUUCGAUCCUCUAUCCUCCCAUUAUCAUGUUGAAUUAUCCUUGGGCAGAAUACUGAACCCCCAGUUGCUCCUCAUGCUGCAUCAUCAGUAGGUAAAUGUGGUAACUGUCAAAGCACUAUGAGUACCUUAAAGGUAGGAAAGUCCAUUUAUUAUUGCUUCUAUCUUACUGUUUUUACUUUGUAUUCUUUAUGCAGUGGCACCCACUUAAGUUGACAACCCGUUUUUGUUGACCAAUUCAUCAAGCCCCGGUCUACCGUGUUAUGUUGUUCUUAUUACUAAAAAGUGCCUGCUGAAGUUGAUGUCGACAUAAAAGGACGUAAAAUGUAAGACCCAAAGGGGUCAUUUGUAUGAAAAAUUGGUCUGUUUAUGUGGAUGUGUUGUAUUGUCAACUCCCUCGUUAUCGCUAAGCAGCUUGGCAUGACAACAGCAAUAUACAAAUAAAAAACUACUGUUUACUUACAUAGCAUUAAAAUGUGCACACAGAGACUUCCUGUUCAGUGCAAAGUAAGCUUCAAAAGAAAAGCGUGGUAGUAUUAACCAGGAUUCUGCAACAGCAACUACUGAAAUGUACUUAAGUUGUUCUUGUUUAGAUUGUUAGGAAGAAAGGUUUGCGCAUGUGUGAAAGCUUAAUUGUCACUGUAGUCAAUACAUACAAUGAAAUGACUGCAGCAGCUCUGUUAGAAGGGUCUAAAACAAAUGGCCACGAGCUACUCAUUUUUGUCGAAAUUAUUUUCAUACCUUUUUUUAACCCAAAGAAAUCAAAUAUGCUUGUUUUACCAGAACAUUCACAAAAUGCUGGUAUCCACAACUCAUAUUUUAUGUUUCAGAAUACAUUUCUUUCUAGUGUUCUCACAUUAUUAACUGAAAACCUGAAUGAAAAGCAGGCCUGCGGGCACCUCAUGUGGUCGUGGGGGGCUACCUGGUGCCCGCGGGCACUGUGUUGGUGACCCCUGGUCUAAAAUAUCAUGAAAACAGAAGAAUCCAAAUUAAAAUAUACACAAAUGGAGGAUAAAUGUCAACAAACUACUGUAGGUUCAAAAAUCCUUUAUGACAGCACAUUCUCCUUAUGUCGCUGACAAUAGUCACAGCAUUUACUAGUUUUGGUUUCUGGUAGGUCAACAACUAAUUAUGUCAAUUUCAGACCGCGAGUCCGACGGUCGUCGACUUAAAUGGGUUCUUCUCUAUAAACCCUUCAGCCACAGUUAGUUACUACUCAAUAUGUCUACAUUUAGUGUGUAUUCAUUCAGUACAGCUUAACCGACAUUAUAAGCGGUCAAUAGCAAUGCAAUCAUGAAAAAAGUGAAUAAACACAUUUCACGCCUUCUGUUUUUACUACAACAGGUGGCUAGGGAGAAGUUUACACUUGUGGCAGAAUCAGAAAUUCUGCAUGUCUUACAAAACCUCAUGCAACAUUGUUAUUGAUUGAAAAACAAAAGAAUACUAUGCUGAAUAGAGCAACUGUUGCUAAUUGUGCUUUGACUGAAUGUCUCUAUGAUACUCAAACUUGUCAGUUUUACUUUGUGUAUCACACUUAUUUAUAUUCAGUAAACCCAUUUUAAUCUUAUAUUAUCUCCUGUAUGUUUUUAUUGGUUACUCUUCUACACGACGAG